AUGGCUAGAGCGCAUUCCAAGAAACGUCGUCUCUUGGGAUUUGCGAAACUGUCCGACCUUGCUUCAAAAAAAAAGAAACAGUCUCCGGGACGGGUUCAGACACGAACAGGGGAUCGCCUCUCCACACCUGAAAUAUCGAGCACGACCUCUCCUGGUAUGCUCGCCAGAAUGAGGAGCUUCCAUCGAUCGAGUCAAAGUCCUUCGACCAACAUCAAGACGGGGCUUGCUGAUGCGGGAACUGGUAGGAGAGCUCAGGAGAAAGAGGAGGAGUCUACAGAGGCAAUUCCAGCUCAGGAUGCUGCCGCCACAAGUACCGGCAGUGAGGAACAAGAGCAAUCGAAGGUAGUCCCGACCAAGAAUUGGUUCUGCUGGGCAGGCUGA
Molecule: messenger RNA, 381 nt
Organism: Pisolithus orientalis
Lineage: Eukaryota; Fungi; Basidiomycota; Agaricomycetes; Boletales; Pisolithaceae
Exons: 4
Coding region: 1-381 (126 amino acids)
Source: RefSeq, a predicted model, not a curated record